Molecule: messenger RNA, 575 nt
Organism: Dibothriocephalus latus
Lineage: Eukaryota; Metazoa; Platyhelminthes; Cestoda; Diphyllobothriidea; Diphyllobothriidae
Source: the annotation of a GenBank genome assembly
GUUGUGAGAUCUAUGGCUUCUUGCAAUGUGUAUUUGGGUUCGCUUCUCUCAAUACCGCGGUGAGGCUUUCAGUCGAUCGAUAUUUAAUUAUUGUUCUGCCAUUUAAAUCAAGAAUGAGCCACCGACGUGCCUUAUUGAUGAUUGCAGUCGCAUGGUGUUGGUCCCUUAUUUGGAGCUCUCCACCCUUCUACGAUUUUGGUCGCUAUAUCCCGGAUGGACUACAGACAUCUUGCUCUUUUUACUAUCUUACACGCAACGUCAACAAUUGUAUACAUAUCGCCGGAAUGCUUAUUUUUGAAUUACUGAUUCCAGUCGGAACAAUUUUCAUCUUGUUCAUUGUAUGGGGUCCCUACUCUGUAUUGGCCUUUCUUUCUCUUAACGGUUAUCGCAGCAGCUUGACAUCCCUUUCCGUCGAGGUGGCUAUGCUUUUUUCCAAGUUCCAUUCUGUCUGCAAUCCUGCGGUUUACGCAUUUAUGAAUGCAAGAUUUCGCAUUCGUUUGGUCAAAAUUAUGUCGUGCCAGAUUCAGUUAUGGAGGGCAGGUUGCAGUUGUCUAAUUCCGCCCUCCUACACUUAA